AUGAAAUGGUUUUCUGGCAAAGUUGAUAUAGCCAUCCAAGUUUCCGCAAGGAACAAAGCAUUGCUAGUGGUUUUCAUUGAUUCCGCAGAUGAGAAUGGAGAGGCAAUGGAUAAAGUAUGGGGCGAGAUUGAUAACUCUAUCCUCAGUUGUAAUCAUAUAGCUCUCAAGAUAAAGGAUGAGGAGGAUGUUGCUAAAAUAAUAUCUUUAUUACCUGAAUCAGAAAGAUUCGACGCUCCUGUGUCACUUUUCAUUACCAGUGCUGGGGAAGUAGUUGGAAAAGUUACAGCAGCAGAUGUUGCACAACUCAAAGAUGUAGUCUCACAAGUUAACCAGAAACUUGCUCCCAAAAAAAUUGAGAGCCAAGUUAUUCCAAUCAUUUCUUCUUCUGCUUCUUCUUCUUCUGCUUCUUCGACUGCUCCUUCCUCUGGCCCUACCACUGGUGCUUCGACAUCCCAAUCUGAAGACCCUUCAACAUCAAGCACAGAGACCCCACCUCGACCACCUAUCAGUCGAGCUGAGAAAGAGUUGUUAUUGCAAGAGAAAAUGAAUAGAGCGAGAGUGUUAUUGGAGCAGAAAAAGAAAGCAGAUGCAGAGUUGAAACGACGAGAAGAAAAGAAGAAAGAAAUGGAACGUAUCAAAGAGAGUAAAAUGGCAGCAGAAGCUGCGAAAAAAAGACAAGAGAAGGAAAUGCAAGAUGCCGCAAAGCAGAGAAAAGUUGAUCAGAAGAUGUUAGAGCAAGAAAGAUUGAGAGUUCGAGCACAGUUCUUGGCUGACCGAGAAGAGAAAGAUUUCCGCGAAAACCGUACUGGAGCUGUUAGUUCGGAAAAUGUAAGGAGAAGAGAUACACAUGUCGCUCCCCCCGUUGACAACGGCCGAGCUCGCAUUCUGGUACGCUUCACUGAUGGAAGAACUAUCACGGAGACCUACGAAUCUUCGAGUCCUCUUACUGCUGUAAUAGACAGUAUUAAUGAGAGUGGGUUCAUCUCCAAACCAUAUACACUUGUUAGACCUUAUCCAAGAACACAGUAUGCAGUGUCCGAUUACACUAAGUCAUUUCUCGAACUACAAUUGACUCCCAGCUCUGUUUUGUAUGUCCAAGAGGAACCCGAAAAGAAAGGAUUCUUCGACCAAGGCAUCUUCUCCCUUUUCUCAAUGGUAAUCAAAGCUCCAUUUACCGCCUUGAGUACCAUUUAUGGCAUGUUUUUCGGCACACCUCAGAGAACGCUCAAUGUUGAUGAAGGUCCAACAGUUAGGAGUCCUGAAACUGCACGACAAGUAAGGGACAUGGAUUCUCUAAGACAACAACGGGUUACGCGUUUGCACAGUUCAGAAGAUAGUGAGUCAGAUUCCGACGAGAAUCCUAACUGGAAUGGAAACUCAACUCAAUACCUGUGA
Molecule: messenger RNA, 1395 nt
Organism: Auanema sp. JU1783
Lineage: Eukaryota; Metazoa; Nematoda; Chromadorea; Rhabditida; Rhabditidae
Source: the annotation of a GenBank genome assembly